Messenger RNA from Myxocyprinus asiaticus (Chinese sucker), 1243 nucleotides. Its product is annotated as eukaryotic translation initiation factor 4E type 2-like. The transcript is spliced from 7 exons. Gene Ontology annotation, cellular component: eukaryotic translation initiation factor 4F complex; cytoplasm. The coding region runs from base 174 to 860 and encodes 228 amino acids. Lineage: Eukaryota; Metazoa; Chordata; Actinopteri; Cypriniformes; Catostomidae. Gene Ontology annotation, biological process: translational initiation. Gene Ontology annotation, molecular function: RNA 7-methylguanosine cap binding; translation initiation factor activity. The record is from RefSeq and is a predicted model, not a curated record.
UCUCCGCGCAUGCGCAGUGAGAGCAGCUACUGUUGAGUGUGUUCUCUGAAUUAAACAAUCUUGUGACGGACUAUUAUAUUUGAUCUUUUUAUACAGAUUAUUAUUAUUAUUAUUAUUAUUAUUAUUAUUAUAAAGCUGCGUUUGGCGUUUAUGUUGAAAAGCAGGACAGAAGAAUGAAUCAGUUUGAACAUUUGUCAGAGGAAGACUCUGGUGAGCAUGAGGAGAUGAAGGACAACAAUGAGAUUGAUGGAGGAUCAAUGAAUAAUAAUAACAACAACAUCAGACGCAAGACUGUGACUCCAGGUGUAGGUGAACACCCGCUGCAGUAUAACUACACCUUCUGGUACUCUCGCCGGACGCCCAGUCGUCCCGCCAACACUCAGAGUUACGAGCAGAACAUCAGACAGAUGGGGACGGUGGCGUCGGUGGAACAGUUCUGGAAGUUCUACAGUCAUCUGGUGAGACCUGGAGAUCUGACAGGACACAGCGACUUCCACCUCUUCAAGGAGGGAAUCAAACCCAUGUGGGAGGACGAGGCCAAUAAAAACGGCGGGAAGUGGAUCAUUCGUCUGCGGAAGGGUCUGGCAUCUCGCUUCUGGGAGAACAUCAUCCUGGCGAUGUUGGGGGAGCAGUUCAUGGUGGGAGAGGAGAUCUGUGGUGUGGUCGUCUCCAUACGCUUCCAGGAGGAUAUUCUGUCUAUCUGGAAUAAAACAGCCAAUGAUCAGGUGACAACAUCACGGAUACGAGACACACUGCGACGAGUGCUGAACCUGCCACCAAACACCAUCAUGGAGUACAAGACACACAACGACAGCCUCAAGGAUAACUCCAGUUUCCGGAAUACAAAGAUCACUUUGUGAAAACCUGAAAAUAUUUUUCAUACGGACACUUUCCAUUUGACACCAAGAACACACUGAACCAGACGGACUCAAUGACCAGAGUGUGUGAGUGUUUGUGAGUGUGUGUGUGUGUGUGUGUGUGUGAACUCUUGAUUAAAAACAUUCUCUGCACACAUCAGUGUGGUUUGGGUUUAUAAUUGUCUGAGAUGUUUCAUGUUAUUUAGUGUAAAAUAUAAAAGUAACAUGAGUUAGAAAGAUAAUAUUAAUUCUUCUGUUAAAACUCAUGUAUUAUUUGAGCUGUAAAGUUGUUUAAAUUGUCAUUUUUACAGUCAUUUUAGGGUUUUAGCAUUUGUUGACAUUACAUCAUCAUGGCAAUAAAGUUAUAAAUUGUCUCUAACUUUACA